AACAAAUUGUAUGUGUGAAAGGAAUAGACUUUUUUGGUCAGCUCUGAAAUAAUUGCAAUCUGUCUGCAACAUUCUGCGAUCUGAUCUAAGUUAAACCAAAAUCAUAUUUUACUUUGGCAAGAUCUUGAUCUGGAAUCUUUUGUCAAAAGCUACUUAAUCUCCUUAGUUUGUAAUAAAUAUUAUAAAAAAACGUUUCUUUAUUUUUAAAAAAACAAAAAAUAAAACGUCUUCUAAUUAAUGCUCUUAAGUCACUCUCGUUCUCCAUAUAAACCAAGGUAUGUGAUCAAGUCUAAAACAUCCAUGAUCAAGAAGUGUAAAAUGAAGAAGCUUCUAUGGAGUUGGAUCAUUCUCUUCAACAUCCAUGUAAAUGGAAUGAUGAUGGAGUUUGAUGAAAUGGAGUGGUUCACAGUUUUCAAUGGAACAAAAGUGUUUCAGACUCAAAAUGAUGUUUUUUCUGAAGCUAAGUUUCCUAUGGUUGGACUCACUCUGAUUCAAUCUGCUGCUGCUAAAGGAGCUGUGUGUUUGGAUGGAAGUCUUCCCGGAUACCAUUUGCAUCGCGGGUUUGGUUCCGGAGCGAACAAUUGGCUCGUUCAAUUAGAGGGAGGUGGAUGGUGUGAUACCAUUAGAAAUUGUGUUUACCGUAAAACCACUCGUCGUGGAUCUUCUUCAUAUAUGGAGAAAGAGAUACCAUUUACCGGCAUUCUAAGUGAUAAAGCCGCGGAUAAUCCAGACUUUUAUAACUGGAAUAGAGUAAAAGUUCGGUAUUGUGACGGUGGAUCGUUUAGCGGGGAUAGCGAAAAUAAGGCUGCACAACUUCAGUUUAGAGGAAAGAGAAUUUGGUUAGCUGCUAUGGAAGAUUUGAUGGCAAAAGGUAUGCGUCAAGCUAAGCAGGCUCUGCUCUCUGGAUGUUCUGCAGGAGGUCUUGCGGUGAUUUUACGAUGUGAUGAUUUUGGGAAAUUGUUUCCUCCUUCCACCAGAGUGAAAUGUUUGAGUGAUGCUGGUUUCUUCCUUGAUGCCAUCGAUGUGUCUGGAGGUCGAUCUCUUAGACGAUUAUACGCCGGUGUGGUCAGAUUACAGAAUCUGCAAACCAACCUUCCUCAGUAUUGUGUAAACCGUCUUAAUCCCACUUCGUGUUUUUUCCCACAAAACCUAAUCAACCAAGUCAAGACUCCACUUUUUAUUCUUAAUGCUGCAUAUGAUUCUUGGCAGAUUCAAGAGAGUUUAGCUCCAAAAUCUGCAGAUCCAAGUGGAAGUUGGAAUGAUUGUAGACUUAACUACGCCAAGUGUAGUGCAUCUCAGAUCCAAUUCUUGCAAGGUUUUAGGACGCGUAUGGUGAAUUUGGUAAAAGGUUUCGCGAUGCCAAGUAAGAACGGUGUGUUCCUCAAUUCGUGCUUUGCUCAUUGCCAAACAGAGAGGCAUGACACUUGGUUCGCCCAAAACUCUCCAGCUAUUAAGAACAAGGGUAUUGCAGUAGCUGUGGGAGAUUGGUAUUUCGAAAGAGGAGGAGCAAAGCUCAUAGACUGUGCUUAUCCUUGUGACAAGACUUGUCACAAUUUGGUCUUUAGAAGAUAAAACUAGUUUUUCUUUGGUAUCACAAUGUAUUUUUUUAAGAAGCAUCCAUUUAUUUAUUCAGGCAACACAAUGAAAUGAAAUAAAACCCAUUUGAUAAC
Arabidopsis thaliana (thale cress) is the source of this 1670-nucleotide messenger RNA. RefSeq names its product Pectinacetylesterase family protein. Bases 238 to 1572 code for a protein of 444 amino acids. The transcript is spliced from 11 exons. Lineage: Eukaryota; Viridiplantae; Streptophyta; Magnoliopsida; Brassicales; Brassicaceae. The record is from RefSeq and is marked reviewed. Gene Ontology annotation, molecular function: hydrolase activity.